CAGAUGGCAGACUGUGUGUCUAAAGUGGAGCUGACCGUCUCCUGUACGAACCUACUGGACAAAGAUGUAGGAUCCAAGUCGGAUCCUUUAUGUGUACUGCUGCAGCGUUCUGGAAAAGAUGGCUGGACUGAGCUGGGCCGCACCGAGCAUCUCCAGAACACCUCCAGCCCGUCUUUCAGCCAGCGCCUGCGCCUGGACUACCACUUCGAGACGGUACAGAACCUGAAAUUGGGUGUCUACGACAUCGACAACGCAUCCAAGGACCUCGGCGACGACGACUACCUGGGAGGUGUGGAGAUCACCUUGGGACAGAUUGUUUCCAGUAAAACUUUGACCAGACCUCUGCAGCUGAAGAAAGGAAAACCUGCCGGCAAAGGAAGCAUUACUAUCACCGCAGAGGAGAUUAAGGACAACAGAUUGAUUGAGUUGGAGCUGGAGGCCAAAAAUCUGGACAAAAAGGACACCUUUGGGAAGUCUGAUCCUUUCCUGGAGUUCUUCAAAAAAGGAGAUGAUGGAAAAUGGCAGCUGGUCCACCGAACAGAGGUGGUGAAGAACAACCUGAGCCCCAGCUGGAAGAAGUUCUCCGUCCCGCUGCAGACGUUCUGCGGCAGCGAUCUGGAGAGACCUAUCAAGGUGGAUUGCUCGGACUACGACAACGACGGCUCGCACGACCUGAUCGGCUCGUUCACCACCAAAGUGUCGGAGCUUCAGAAAGCCGCUUCCUCGGGGGCGUUUGAUUGUAUUCAUCCGGACAAGCAGAAGAAGAAGAAGAACUACAAGAACUCGGGGGUGGUCUCCGUCAAGAGCUGCAAGUUAAGCACGCAGCACAGCUUCCUGGACUACGUGAUGGGCGGCUGCCAGAUCAACUUCACCGUGGGUAUCGACUUCACGGGCUCCAACGGGGACCCUCGCUCGCCCAACUCUCUGCACUACUUGAGUCCAGACGGGCUGAACCAGUACCUGUCUGCACUCUGGUCCGUGGGCCAGGUCGUCCAAGACUACGACACUGAUAAACUCUUCCCCGCGUUUGGUUUUGGAGCCAGACUUCCUCCCGACUACCAGGCCGCACAUCACGAGUUUGCGCUCAACUUUAACCCUAGCAACCCCUACUGUCAAGGCAUCCAGGGCAUCGUGGAAGCCUACAGGAUGGUCCUCCCCCAGCUCCGCCUCUCCGGGCCCACCAACUUCUCGCCCAUCAUCAACCACGUGGCCUCCAUCGCCUCGGGCGCCGCCCAGAGCGACAGCGCCUCGCAAUACUUUGUCCUCCUCAUCCUCACCGACGGCGAGAUCACCGACCUGGACCAGACGCGGGACGCUAUCGUGCGCGCCUCCCGCCUGCCGCUGUCCAUCAUCAUCGUGGGCGUGGGGCCGGCCGACUUCAAGGCCAUGGAGCUGCUGGACGGUGACGACGGCGUGCUCAGGUCCACAGUGGGCGAGGCCGUCGCCAGGGACAUCGUCCAGUUCGUCCCUUUCCUCAAGUUCAAAGACGCUCCUCAGGCGACGUUAGCAAAGUCGGUGCUGGCUGAGGUACCCACCCAGGUGGUCUCCUACUUCAAGAUGAGAGGCCUGCAGCCCCUCAAGGCACCCGCCAAAGCGUGA
This is a messenger RNA of Nerophis lumbriciformis (worm pipefish), 1599 nucleotides long. NCBI's taxonomy places the organism in Eukaryota, Metazoa, Chordata, Actinopteri, Syngnathiformes, Syngnathidae. The record is from RefSeq and is a predicted model, not a curated record.